CUAAAACAUAAACAAAAAGAAAAUUCAAUAUUGAAAUAAAAAUUGCAACACCUGUGAAUUAAUUUAAGAUAGCUUAAAAUCAAUGGCAAAUGACAGAGAAGUUCUAAAGGAAGUCUGGGAUGGUAAAAUUCCUACAAAAUUCAUCGUCGAUAGCGAAGACAUCGAAGUUGAAGCUUACUUUUUAUUAUUACCGAGAGUAAGCUACUUAAGUUUAGUGAUUGAAAAGAUCAGGAAGCAUUUCCAAAGGUAUAUUGAGAAGGAAGAUGAAAUUUGGUUCAGCUACAACAACUCAAUACCUCUUAAGUUUCAUAUUCCGAUUGGUGUUCUAUACGAUUUAACUGGCAGUGAGCAUCCUUUACCUUGGCAAAUUAAUGUCCAUUUCAACAAAUUUCCAGAAGAUUGUUUAUUUAAGUUUCCCAACAAAGAUGUAAUCGAAAGCUUUUUUAUGAACUGCUUAAAAGAAGCUGAUUUUUUGAAGCAUAAAGGACAAAUUGUCUCUCAAAUGCAAAAGAAGGAGCAUAAACAACUUUUCCUAGGAUUACAAAAUGACAAAUUUGAUCAGUUUUGGGCAGUCAAUAGACGAUUAAUGGAAUCGAUAGAGCAGGAAAAUUGUUUUAAGUACAUUCCGUUGAGAUGCUACACUGACGAUUGCUAUUCAUAUUCACAAAAGCUGAUUUGUCCACUGUCCGAAAAAGGACAGAGAAAGACACUAAAAGACUUGCUCAAAGAAUUAUCUACACCCACGUUAGAAGCGAUUGGCGCUAAAACUCAUGGAGUAGAAGUUCCUUUAGAUGCUGAGCUUCAAUGGCUUAGCGAGACUCUCAGCUAUCCUGACAAUUUUCUACAUUUGUGCUUGAUUUAUAAAUAAGUUUUCAAACACAUUCGAAUAAAACCUUAAGAAAAAC
Chironomus riparius is the source of this 905-nucleotide messenger RNA. NCBI's taxonomy places the organism in Eukaryota, Metazoa, Arthropoda, Insecta, Diptera, Chironomidae. The record is from the annotation of a GenBank genome assembly.